CUACGACGUGUUGCUUGUGUGCGAGCGUGCGCGCGCAGACCGACUAUCCCCACUCCAUCCCCACCGCCGCGGCACCGUCCGUGCUAACGUUCACGGCUGGGAACACUGUUCCACCCUUCCACCUUUAAAGCAAAAUUGUGAACCAGGUGUCAUCGCCAAGUUGACCUCUCCUUAAGUUCAAACGCGAAGUUGCGUAGGUCGACAAACAAUUAUCGUGCAUUCUGCAACUGCUGGUGCUGGGCUUUCGUACGUGGUUUCUACGAGUUACUACAGUAUUGUAAUCUGAAAUAGGACGAUCUCGAUGGUAAAAGCAUCCGCAGUGAGGUGUAUUGUUACUGCUACUCUCGGAACGAGAUUAAGCUCGGGAGAAUCGCGAGAAGGGCCGGAGGAAAAUGAUCGAGCACCAUUUUCCGCCGUUGAAAAACGAUCGGAUACUCAAGGCGGCGCGCGGGGAGCCGGUUGACAGGGUUCCGGUUUGGGUUAUGAGGCAAGCGGGCAGGUACCUGCCGGAGUUCCAGCGGGUCAGGGCCCAGCACGAUUUCUUCACCGUUUGCCAGACGCCCGCGUUGGCAUGCCAGGUGACGUUACAGCCGCUAGAACGGUUCGAUCUGGACGCCAGUAUAAUAUUCUCGGAUAUCCUGGUGAUCCCACAGGCGAUGGGCCUGAAGGUCGAGAUGGCACCGGGGGUAGGUCCAGUCUUGCCUCAGCCCUUGGCCGAUCCCAGCGACUUGGCGCGGCUCGUGCGACCGAACGUGAACGAGGCUCUAAAGUAUGUCGGAGAUGCUAUAACAUUGACUCGGCACAAGCUGGAUGGCAGAGUGCCGUUAAUAGGCUUCGCCGGAGCUCCUUGGACCCUGAUGGGCUAUAUGAUUCAAGGAGGAGGUAGUUCUACAAUGGCAAAGGCAAGGUCCUGGUUAUACAAGUAUCCGGAAGACACUCACAAAUUGUUACAGAUGAUCACGGACGUUAUUGUGGAUUACUUGGUAAUGCAAGUGAAAGCUGGUGCUCAGUUAUUGCAAGUAUUUGAGAGCAACGGGGACUAUUUGGACGAUGCGUUAUUUGCAAAUUAUUCAUUUAAAUAUCUGAAACAAAUCAGCGAACGUGUACGAAAGCAACUGAAAGAAACAAAUAUUCCAGAAGUGCCUAUGAUUGCUUUUCCGAAAGGCGCAACCAUGAAUUCCUUAAAAAUUCUUGCAAAGGAUCAGAGUUAUGAAGUUAUAGGCCUUGAUUGGACGGUAGAUCCUAAAGAGGCCAGAGAACAGCUUGGUCCUAAUAUUACAUUGCAAGGUAAUAUGGAUCCUUGUGCAAUGUAUUCUUCACAGGAUGAAAUUGUUGGUCGUGCGCACAAAAUGGUAUCAAAUUUUGGUAAAACUCGAUAUAUUGCUAAUUUGGGACAUGGCAUUUUGCCAGAUACUCCAAUUCCAUCCAUGGAGGCUUUUAUUAAAGGAGUGCAUUCCGCAUAAGUAUACGUUUUACAAUCAAAACGUUUGUUACAUGCAUUUGUUAUAAAACACAAUUAUUGUUGUUAAAUAUAUUGCAUUGUUUUAUCUUUUUCUUACGAU
Messenger RNA from Vollenhovia emeryi, 1562 nucleotides. RefSeq names its product uroporphyrinogen decarboxylase (gene Urod). The record is from RefSeq and is a predicted model, not a curated record. Gene Ontology annotation, biological process: heme biosynthetic process. Gene Ontology annotation, cellular component: cytosol. The coding region runs from base 393 to 1463 and encodes 356 amino acids. The transcript has 6 exons. Gene Ontology annotation, molecular function: uroporphyrinogen decarboxylase activity. NCBI's taxonomy places the organism in Eukaryota, Metazoa, Arthropoda, Insecta, Hymenoptera, Formicidae.